AUGAUCCGUCGGCCGCCGACCGCGCUCUCGCUCACGAAGCAGGACGUUGAGGAGAUGCGCAAGACGAUGAACGAGCAAGCGACAAAGCACAGCGAUGGCGAGGAGCGUGGCCGCGAGACCCGCGCGCCGCCGCAGCCCACACACGCGUCCACUCCCCAUACCCGCCACGCUUCGGCCAGCCGCGACUAG
Messenger RNA from Malassezia japonica, 189 nucleotides. RefSeq lists its product as uncharacterized. Gene Ontology annotation, cellular component: anaphase-promoting complex. Gene Ontology annotation, biological process: anaphase-promoting complex-dependent catabolic process. The record is from RefSeq and is a predicted model, not a curated record. The transcript has a single exon. Lineage: Eukaryota; Fungi; Basidiomycota; Malasseziomycetes; Malasseziales; Malasseziaceae. The coding region runs from base 1 to 189 and encodes 62 amino acids.